This is a messenger RNA of Poecilia reticulata (guppy), 2540 nucleotides long. RefSeq names its product regulator of G protein signaling 9 binding protein (gene rgs9bp). NCBI's taxonomy places the organism in Eukaryota, Metazoa, Chordata, Actinopteri, Cyprinodontiformes, Poeciliidae. The record is from RefSeq and is a predicted model, not a curated record.
AGUGAAAGGACCAUCGUGGCUCAGGCUGCCAGCUGCUCUCCUGUCUCGGUGAUGGUUAAUGAGAUUAGCAGUCCGUCUUAGCCUGCGUCAGUGCAAAGGGGUCAAUCACUGGAUUAUCAUCUUGCUUAAGAGUUACAUCAGUUUAAUAUACUUUUUUCUUUAUUGCUUUCACUUUCCAAAGCAUAUUCAGCACGUACAAUUGCACUUUAUCCGCAGAUGGGGGUGCUUCGCUCUGCAACAUGCUUCGCCUCGGGACCGAGCGCGUCCGGGCUCUCGGGCGCUGAAUGAGGCAUCUUCCAGGGAGAGAAGAGGAGCCGGGGCAGCUGGAGAAGUGAAGGGCAGUGGGGCCGAGAUCUCGCCUGCUGUGGCAGAGUCUGAGACUCUGUGCAAAUCAUCCCCAUGCCUCUUGUAAAUAACAAAGUUGGCGAUGAUUGCACGGCGAGUGGAGACAAGGCUUUGGCCGAUGGAAAGGCGCUGGUGGACUCGUUGAUAAAGGUUGUGGCUUGCUACCGGCAUUUAGCCUCAUGUGUGGGUGGUUGCACAGACAGCCUGCAGCUCCGCGAUGAGUUGAGGCAAACGAGAGAAAAGGCCCAAAAGUUGGCCGGGGACAUCUGCCACCACCUGACCUCACACCUCAGGGACAAGAGCCUGCCCGAUGGACAGCGCAAGGAGAUGGAGCUCCUCUGGGUGGCCUUCUCCUCAUGCCUGGAGCUGCUGCACGUUGACAUGUGCAAAGUUUUGAACAUCAGCGGCAUUGUCUCGCUAGCCGACUCUGCAUCACUUGUGCAUACUGGCCUGGAAGGAGGAUGCAGUGACGUAGCGGCCCGGGCCCUGAGUUUGCCCAACCUGAACCAGGCUCAGACGGAUUCCCUUCCUGCUGGCCUCGAGAGCCAGGAGUGCAACACCAUGGAGCUGGAGAUCAGUCAGAUUGACCGCAUGAUCGAUGACAUGGAGAUGAAAGUCAAUGUGCUGCGUUGGUUGGUGGAGCCCCACGGGCCGCAGUACGCAGACCCCCUGAGCAGCACUGACAGCGCCUCCAUGGCUCUGCUGUCCAUAGACGAGGAGCAGCAGGCCCCCACAUCACAGCCCCUGUGCCAGCGCAGCCACAUAUUUGUGCUCUUACUGCUGCUUGGUGUUUUUUUCGUAGCGGCCACUUUAUCUCUCUGUAUUUUUUUUUUCUCAUGAGCAAGACCUUAAGAAAUUUAAAUUGAUCAUCUUUUUCUGAAAGUGAAGAAAAAUUACUUAUGUGUUUAAACAGUGUACCAGACUUAAUCCAGAUGCAAGCUAGUACACAAUUUUUUACACUACAUCUAACUAAAUACUUUGAUUUUUAAGUAUGCCACUUAGGACUUGAUUCAUAAUCUGAAAUUGAGUGUAGCCCAGAUGGUGAAUUUUCCUUUUGUUCUCUGCUCUCUGAAGUUAUCAGUAACAAGUUGGAAAAAUCAACUGGAUCGCCUCCUGAAGUUGGAUGUCCCUGAACAACCCUGAACAUAGCAUUAUUAACUUGUUAAAUCAAUAACACAUUCAUGUAGCACUAUCACAUUUUUUGUAAAAAUAUUCCUCUAGGGCCAAAAUGAAAUCCUCAAUUAUUGCUAGCUUGCAAGACCAAUAACUGUAAGCUUGCAUGGCUAAAGGCUGCUAGCCUAGUUAUUAAAACUACAUUCUACUUGCUCUCAAGUUAGAGACUGAAAAACAAAAUCAAGAACAUCCUUAAAAUCUGAAUUUGUUUGUCUCUAACAGCUAAAAAUGCAACAUAUCUUCCAUGGAUGUAUGAAUUUGUGACGGUUGCGUAAAUAAGCUAGCUAUUGAUAAGAACUUUUGACAGUUUGAGUCUUGUUAAACCUUUGGUGCACAUAGAGCUAUGAAAAUCUAUUUUUCCGAACAUGUCCUUUCAAUGUUUUGAACACAUUAAAUGAAGAGAGACAUGUGAUUGACAGCUUGUGUUGCUACUAGUAGUUGACAAUAAACCAAAGAGCAAAUCUCAGUGGAAAUCCCACAGAUUUCUACUGAGGCUCCUAUAUGAGCCGCGGGGAAGUUCGCUGGGAAACUGGAGCCAAGAUUUAGUUUUUCUCUGUUAAAUGUAAUAAAGUAAGUAAGACAGAAAAGCUAACAUUUCUGUACAUUUUGCUUAAUGAUUGGAGGGGAAAAAAAGAAGCUAGAAUGACACUUGCAACUUAUUUAUUCUGAUUGCCAAUGUAAGCCCAUAGGUGCUUAUGCUUGGCAGAGGAUGUGAUAAUUUAUCUUUUUUGUAUAUAAUCAGCACUCUAAACUAAAGGACUACAAUGAUAUAAAUACAUCUACUAUGGAUAAUGAAAGUAUAAAGUUUGACGAAACCCUGUUGUCGUUUUUCUUUUUUUUCCCCAGAGGGACAAUUUAAUAAGAUCUACUUUUGAAAUGAGGUUUCAUUAAAGCAAGCGAGCGCACCACCAACACGGGAUAGUGUUUAACAUUUAUGAAUCUUUAAAUUGUCAUACUAGCACUGGGAACAUGCAACGGAUUCCUGUCAGAGAAAGAAAUUAAAGAAAACAGUGUAAACAUUG